CCUGGUGUGUUCAAAGCGGGACCCGUCACUCUGUUUGGGAACGUGCUGUACAGUGGGCUCUUCAACGAGCACUUUUGGCAUUUGGGCGUUCCCCUGGUCACCAGACUGGGUAAUCAAGAGGCCCCAGCUCCCCCUGAAGCAAUGGCUCAGCCCUUUCCACCGGCCCAGUACCCGCCGCCGCCUCCACCGCAGAACGGGAUGCCCGCUGAGUUUGCCACAGCCCACACUCACCCGCCGACUGACUUCACGGGACCAAAUACGGUCGGCGAACACGCCCUGACGCUGUACACGCCGACACACACGCAGAGCGACCAAGCCGCGAAUGACAGCAACGUUCCGGCACUCACAGCUAACGCAGUCACGCAGGUAGAUGAGGUGGCACAGACGGACGCUUCGCAGCAUCUUCACCUGCAGCCAAGUGACUCUUCAGAGAAACAGCAGCCCAAAAGAUUACACGUCUCCAACAUACCUUUCCGUUUCCGGGACCCUGACCUCCGACAAAUGUUUGGGCAAUUUGGCAAGAUUCUGGAUGUGGAAAUUAUCUUUAACGAACGAGGCUCCAAGGGCUUUGGGUUUGUAACAUUUGAAACGACCGCGGAUGCUGAUCGCGCACGGGAGAAACUAAAUGGUACAAUCGUAGAGGGCCGCAAAAUCGAGGUCAAUAAUGCCACGGCAAGAGUAAUGACCAACAAGAAAGUGGCAAACCCUUACACAAACGGCUGGAAGCUGAAUCCAGUGGUUGGAGCUGUCUAUGGUCCUGAAUUUUACGCAGUCGCAGGAUUUCCAUACCCGACCACAGGAGCAGCAGUGGCCUAUCGAGGGGCCCAUUUGAGAGGGAGGGGCCGAGCUGUCUAUAACACGUUCCGCGCCGCACCACCCCCUCCGCCCAUACCAGCCUACGGAGCUGUGGUCUACCAAGAUGGAUUUUACGGUGCAGAAAUUUACGGUGGCUAUGCAGCUUACAGAUAUGCCCAGCCAGCUGCUACUGCUGCAGCCGCAUAUAGUGACAGUUACGGGCGAGUCUAUGCAACAGCGGACCCAUACCACCAUACGAUGGGUCCCGCGGCCACAUAUACGGUUGGCACUAUGGCUAGCCUUUACAGAGGAGGGUGCAGUCGCUUCACUCCCUACUAGAAAGGAGGGAGUCACGCCCCCUUUCCCUCCCCAGCAAAAAACAAAUCUAUAAAUAACCUAUAUGAAGAAACGUACCAUGCGUCCAGGUGGCAAAUAGAAUACAUUAUAGUUGUUGGUGUAUGGAUUGUAUGGAUUUCAUCUGGGAAUUGAUUUGUCAUUUGUCGGGGUGCGGGAGGGGGAUCCUGAUAUCCAAUCUCUCUCUGUGUUCCAAGUUAGUCUGUAACGUGGCUCCUUUGGGAUGCCUUAAUGCAUUGGUUUGAAUUCCACCCACCAACUCUCUUCCCCUGUGAUGUACAUUAAGCGCGGCAAAUUCCAGUUUGAGCAACAAACUUAGAUGGAAUCGAUGACAUAGAUGGCCACGCGGCUGCUUCCAUUCUAUGAGAGCCAAUGACAAAUACGAAGGCCGAAUCACGUGAAGCCGGGACAAAACACUCGGCGUUAAGUGGGAAGCCGGGCUAAAAGUGACGACACGGACUGAUCUAUUAGCGAAUGUGAAUGCGGCCAGCGGGACGUGAUGUAUAGCGCUGGCGUGGAGCAGCCAUUGCAAAAUGCCAAUUGAUUGUUGGCUAGAUGCCAGAGGCAUCUUGGGAAUUGCUUUACAGGGGAGGGAAGCACGUUAUUCUUUUGCGCCGUUUCAUGCACAUCCUAAGCAACGAUGCUCAAUAUUUCUCUCACGUAAUGAACAAAUGGAAGACUUUCCUUUAUGUUAAACGCGCAGCCAUCCAUUGCUUGAUCAGUCUGCACAAAUCACGUAUUGAAAUGCUUUUUAAGUGUGGCCAGCAAAUUGUUGAAUUAGCAUUCGGUGAGUUAGCGGCCCGCUGAUGAAUGUCUACUCGUCCCUGACCUAUUAUUUAUGAUUAUUGGUUCCACAGGGAGGCGGGGCCGAUUUUAGGGACUGCUGCUCUGUAGACAUCGUCAAUAGAUUUCAAUUAAUCCCAACAUUGCUGAAUCAGGAACAACAAUUCAGUGUUAGUUAGUUAGUUAGUGUUUUUUUUCUUUUUAACGUCAAUGGUUUUUUUUUUUUAGAUCUAUUAAAGAGAAAAUCUAAAGGUUUACCACUGACAUGCAAUCCACACACAAGGAUGGGUAAAUAUAAUUGAACUGAGCAAAUGAGUCUGAUUUGGGCACUUUAUUGGACUUGGCAUAAAGCGUGUGCCAGCAGUUGUCCCUGAUGCAUCCACCGAUUCCGCUCCCCAGCACACACGUAUAGGGGCCGCCUCCCUCCCUCCCAACCUCCCAACCUCCCUCCCUCACCAGUAAAGCAUCUGUGCCGGCUGUGUCUGAUGGGAUCGUAAAGACGGGAGUCAGUAGCGCAGGAAGGGAAGGGAGUGUGAAGAGCAGCAGUAACCCAGGGAGGCAAUAUACGCCACAGAUUAGAGAUAAGAGAGUUCAGUCAAUAGGCACUGAUCUCAUUUGAAGAUACGCCAGACGCGCGUACUAGACUCACACAAACACGCACAAAUUCGCACUUGCUCCUCUCGCUGUCGCUCGUCUUUUCUCCUGCUCUCCCGCUCUUUCCUAAAAUCUCAACAGAAAGCUCCCUUUGCAAUUUGACAGCGUGCAAUCAUAUGAUGUGGCUUUUAUUCUCAAUGUCCAUGUGUGUCCAACCAUAUAUUGCCAACUUCAUUGUGGCCAACUCAAAUUGUCAACCCGUAGCACAAAAGUUUUUAUUUGCGCGUCCCAGUUAGAUUGCUCACUGGUGCUUCUUUUUUUUUUAUAUGUGUAAUAUGUCUACAUUGACAUGUGAUCAUAUAUCAGAAAUUCCGGAUCUAUACGUAAACUUGUCUCUUCGAUGGCGGUCAUUGCCAAGCUUCUUUAUGAGUGUAAAUUAGUAACAAGGGGAAAAAAAAGAAUAGUUGUGCAAUGGCUUUGUUUUAUAGCCAUUAACAAUGAGUGAGCGCAAAAAGUUGCCGCACUCAAGCAUCUGGCAACACAAGCAUAAAUGUGCCUGGGUAUAAAACAAGACUAAUGCCAACAAAACAACUCGGAAGUGUCAAACGAUUCUUCUGGGAACAGACCAGAAAUGAUGCACGUGACAUCAAUUGUCUGAAGCUUUGGCACAAAGUGCAUUGUUAGAGCUAAUGAUCCAAAAGAUGAAGUCAAAUGAAUAGACCUGACUGACUGACUGUCAGAAAUGAUUAUUACCAUUGCUCUUAUUGUGUUGUAGGGUUAGAUUAGUCAUUAUGGAUAAAAUGGGCUGUCCCAAUUUGAUCAUAAUAUUUGAUGUACAGUAUAUGCAAACAAAGUAACACAUCUGUGUCAAAUAUUAUGAAGUGCUUCUUGGGCUGACAAAUCUGAAAUGGUGUGGAGUCGAAUAAUGAUCAAAUCAGCAAUCGGGAUCGGUUGUUUAGGGCAGCACAAAAACUUUCAAACCCAUCAAUAAGAAAGUGAUCCUUAAAAUAAACCCCGUUCAUCAAAAUACAAACAGAUAUUUCAAGAAAGUCCAACAAAAAUCUCUACUGUUUUUUCCUGUAUGUAUUAACCAGAUAGUGUACCCAUAAAUAUAAAUAAAAAAGGGGGAGCAUUUUGAAAAGAUGCUAUCUCAUUAAUUCGAUGCUAUCAUGAAACAUAGUUUUACUGUACAUAGUGUAUAUGAAUGUGUGUAUAGAUAUAUAGAUCUAUAUAUCUAUAUUUCAACUUGUGUAUUUGACAUUGUUUGUCAUGUAAUUUAAUGCCAUAGCCAUUCAUGAAUCUUAAAAAGUGAUUGCUUCUUUUUUGUAUAUCACUCGUUAGACAAGUGUUUGAUAUGACAAGAAAAUGUUUGCUUCAAUUCAUUUGAGUGUCUUUCUCUGUACAGUAUAAGCAGUCAUCAUGCGUGUCAUUCAAGGAUCAAACAUUGGCCUACGACUGUGUGGAAUGUGAUGCUUAUGUUUGCUCGCACUUGAAGUUCAAACAAUCCUUUCUGAAUUUCCUAAGGCCAAAUUUCCAACCAAUUUCUACCAGCCUCCGAAUUUGGGAAGUCCAAUGACACAACUGCUCUAUGUCAUUCAACCAGCAUACCUCCAAAGUCAUCUUUUUGGCGAGGAGGCGGUGGUGAUGUCAUCCGAACAAACCGACUUAUUGCAAUGUAGCCUCAGUGCCCAGUGCAAUAUGGCUCACAUGACGAUAAUUGGCAUGAAUAAUAAAAGAAGCAAAAGCAAUAAAAUCUCUCUCUACACAUUCAUCACAGAGUGACAUUGCCCCCCCCUCACCAUUAACAUUAAUUUCUCCAUGACUGCAUACCUGCAUUCUCGGCGAAUAAAGAAAAGGAUUCUCAACUAACUAAUAAAUAUCUGCAUUCAAAAAUCAUUGCAUUUAUUCCAAUUAUCUCCGCUUGGAUAAAUCCAAAGUACGCUUGG
This is a messenger RNA of Syngnathus typhle (broad-nosed pipefish), 4472 nucleotides long. Its product is annotated as RNA binding protein fox-1 homolog 3-like. NCBI's taxonomy places the organism in Eukaryota, Metazoa, Chordata, Actinopteri, Syngnathiformes, Syngnathidae. Bases 142 to 1134 code for a protein of 330 amino acids. The record is from RefSeq and is a predicted model, not a curated record. Gene Ontology annotation, molecular function: mRNA binding. The transcript is spliced from 12 exons. Gene Ontology annotation, biological process: nervous system development; regulation of alternative mRNA splicing, via spliceosome. Gene Ontology annotation, cellular component: nucleus; cytoplasm.